Messenger RNA from Xenopus tropicalis (tropical clawed frog), 3191 nucleotides. RefSeq lists its product as uncharacterized. The coding region runs from base 1815 to 2957 and encodes 380 amino acids. NCBI's taxonomy places the organism in Eukaryota, Metazoa, Chordata, Amphibia, Anura, Pipidae. The record is from RefSeq and is a predicted model, not a curated record. The transcript has 2 exons.
GCUGGAACCCUGAGUAUCAGGGAAGGGUGGGGGGUAGUUCAGUGUUCCUCAGAUCUGCCCUGUAGGAAGAGCAACAGUGAGUAGUGGCUGAGUAAUUAGUGAGUAUAGGGGGAGUAUUUAGGUAUCAGUAUCAGUGUAGCUACAGUAAGUACCUGGUGAGUACCUGGUUCUGUGAGUAUCUUGGGGUAAUGAGUAAGAGAGUAUUUAGGUACUCACAGUAUCAGUGUAGCUACAGUAAGUACCUGGUGAGUACCUGGUUCUGUGAGUAUCUUGGGGGUACUGAGUAAGAGAGUAUUUAGGUACUCACAGUAUCAGUGUAGCUACAGUAAGUACCUGGUGAGUACCUGGUUCUGUGAGUAUCUUGGGGUACUGAGUAAGAGAGUAUUUAGGUACUCACAGUAUCAGUGUAGCUACAGUAAGUACCUGGUGAGUACCUAGUUCUGUGAGUAUCUUGGGGGUACUGAGUAAGAGAGUAUUUAGGUACUCACAGUAUCAGUGUAGCUACAGUAAGUACCUGGUGAGUACCUGGUUCUGUGAGUAUCUUGGGGUAAUGAGUAAGAGAGUAUUUAGGUACUCACAGUAUCCGUGUAGCUACAGUAAGUACCUGGUGAGUACCUGGUUCUGUGAGUAUCUUGGGGUACUGAGUAAGAGAGUAUUUAGGUACUCACAGUAUCAGUGUAGCUACAGUAAGUACCUGGUGAGUACCUGGUUCUGUGAGUAUCUUGGGGUAAUGAGUAAGAGAGUAUUUAGGUACUCACAGUAUCAGUGUAGCUACAGUAAGUACCUGGUGAGUACCUGGUUCUGUGAGUAUCUUGGGGUACUGAGUAAGAGAGUAUUUAGGUACUCACAGUAUCAGUGUAGCUACAGUAAGUACCUGGUGAGUACCUGGUUCUGUGAGUAUCUUGGGGUACUGAGUAAGAGAGUAUUUAGGUACUCACAGUAUCAGUGUAGCUACAGUAAGUACCUGGUGAGUACCUAGUUCUGUGAGUAUCUUGGGGGUACUGAGUAAGAGAGUAUUUAGGUACUCACAGUAUCAGUGUAGCUACAGUAAGUACCUGGUGAGUACCUGGUUCUGUGAGUAUCUUGGGGUAAUGAGUAAGAGAGUAUUUAGGUACUCACAGUAUCAGUGUAGCUACAGUAAGUACCUGGUGAGUACCUGGUUCUGUGAGUAUCUUGGGGUACUGAGUAAGAGAGUAUUUAGGUACUCACAGUAUCAGUGUAGCUACAGUAAGUACCUGGUGAGUACCUGGUUCUGUGAGUAUCUUGGGGUACUGAGUAAGAGAGUAUUUAGGUACUCACAGUAUCCGUGUAGCUACAGUAAGUACCUGGUGAGUACCUGGUUCUGUGAGUAUCUUGGGGUAAUGAGUAAGAGAGUAUUUAGGUACUCACAGUAUCAGUGUAGCUACAGUAAGUACCUGGUGAGUACCUAGUUCUGUGAGUAUCUUGGGGGUACUGAGUAAGAGAGUAUUUAGGUACUCACAGUAUCAGUGUAGCUACAGUAAGUACCUGGUGAGUACCUAGUUCUGUGAGUAUCUUGGGGGUACUGAGUAAGAGAGUAUUUAGGUACUCACAGUAUCAGUGUAGCUACAGUAAGUACCUGGUGAGUACCUAGUUCUGUGAGUAUCUUGGGGUACUGAGUAAGAGAGUAUUUAGGUACUCACAGUAUCAGUGUAGCUACAGUAAGUACCUGGUGAGUACCUAGUUCUGUGAGUAUCUUGGGGGUACUGAGUAAGAGAGUAUUUAGGUACUCACAGUAUCAGUGUAGCUACAGUAAGUACCUGGUGAGUACCUGGUUCUGUGAGUAUCUUGGGGUAAUGAGUAAGAGAGUAUUUAGGUACUCACAGUAUCAGUGUAGCUACAGUAAGUACCUGGUGAGUACCUGGUUCUGUGAGUAUCUUGGGGUACUGAGUAAGAGAGUAUUUAGGUACUCACAGUAUCAGUGUAGCUACAGUAAGUACCUGGUGAGUACCUGGUUCUGUGAGUAUCUUGGGGUAAUGAGUAAGAGAGUAUUUAGGUACUCACAGUAUCCGUGUAGCUACAGUAAGUACCUGGUGAGUACCUGGUUCUGUGAGUAUCUUGGGGUACUGAGUAAGAGAGUAUUUAGGUAUCAGUAUCAGUGUAGCUACAGUAAGUACCUGGUGAGUACCUGGUUCUGUGAGUAUCUUGGGGUACUGAGUAAGAGAGUAUUUAGGUACUCACAGUAUCAGUGUAGCUACAGUAAGUACCUGGUGAGUACCUGGUUCUGUGAGUAUCUUGGGGUACUGAGUAAGAGAGUAUUUAGGUACUCACAGUAUCAGUGUAGCUACAGUAAGUACCUGGUGAGUACCUGGUUCUGUGAGUAUCUUGGGGUACUGAGUAAGAGAGUAUUUAGGUACUCACAGUAUCAGUGUAGCUACAGUAAGUACCUGGUGAGUACCUGGUUCUGUGAGUAUCUUGGGGUAAUGAGUAAGAGAGUAUUUAGGUACUCACAGUAUCCGUGUAGCUACAGUAAGUACCUGGUGAGUACCUGGUUCUGUGAGUAUCUUGGGGUACUGAGUAAGAGAGUAUUUAGGUAUCAGUAUCAGUGUAGCUACAGUAAGUACCUGGUGAGUACCUGGUUCUGUGAGUAUCUUGGGGUACUGAGUAAGAGAGUAUUUAGGUACUCACAGUAUCAGUGUAGCUACAGUAAGUACCUGGUGAGUACCUGGUUCUGUGAGUAUCUUGGGGUAAUGAGUAAGAGAGUAUUUAGGUACUCACAGUAUCAGUGUAGCUACAGUAAGUACCUGGUGAGUACCUGGUUCUGUGAGUAUCUUGGGGUAAUGAGUAAGAGAGUAUUUAGGUACUCACAGUAUCAGUGUAGCUACAGUAAGUACCUGGUGAGUACCUGGUUCUGUGAGUAUCUUGGGGUACUGAGUAAGAGAGUAUUUAGGUGCUCACAGUAUCAGUGUAGCUACAGUAAGUACCUGGUGAGUACCUAGUUCUGUGAGUAUCUUGGGGUACUGAGUAAGAGAGUAUUUAGGUGCUCACAGUAUCAGUGUAGCUACAGUAAGUACCUGGUGAGUACCUGGUUCUGUGAGUAUCUUGGGGUACUGAGUAAGAGAGUAUUUAGGUACUCACAGUAUCCGUGUGCAGAUCCCCAGUGUAGAUACAGUGAGUAGAGUCGCUGGGUAUCUGGGGGUACUCGCUGUGCGGAUAGUAACCCCCCCCCGGUG